AUGUCUUGCCCGUAUUGUUAUAAACCGUUAACGUUAUUAAGUUAGUGUUGAAACACCACUCGCAGAGCUCGCGGUCCUUUUUAAGACACGUUGUGCGCAAUCUAAGCCGCGUUCACGAGCACUGCGCGUGAACGUGUUCUCGGUCGAUACCAAAAGUGUUGUAAACAGAACGACAAUGUUUGUACUUCCCUGUCGACGUUUUCUAAAGUCAGUCUCGCCUCCAGCUGCGCGCUUCUCACCCGCUGUGUACUUUAUUCAAAACGCUUCAACUGUGCAGAAGAAGCUGAAGUCCUCAGCGGGGCAGCCAGAGCCGUGCAGCCCGUCUCCUGCUCCUCUUUCCCGGGAGCAGCUCGACAAGAUGGCCCGCAACAAGAAAUCCGCGCUGGAGAAACUCGCUUCUGCUCAAACCCCUGUGGGGUUUGGAGACAGCUGGAGAGAGGCGCUGUCGCAGGAAUUUGCGAAACCCUACUUCAAACAAGUGAUGGAUUUUGUUUCCGAAGAGAGGAAACGCUUCACGGUUUACCCACCUGCCGAGCAUGUGUUCACCUGGACUCAGACGUGUGACAUCCGAGAGGUGAAAGUGGUCAUUCUUGGCCAGGAUCCAUAUCAUGGUCCUAACCAAGCCCACGGAUUGUGCUUCAGCGUCAAAAGACCAGUGCGUCCUCCGCCCAGUCUGGAGAACAUGUACAAAGAAAUAGUGUCGGACGUUGAAGGCUUUCAGCACCCUGGACAUGGAGAUCUGACUGGAUGGUCCAAACAAGGUGUGUUGCUGCUGAACGCUGUUUUAACUGUCCGAGCGCAUCAGGCCAACUCCCACAAAGACAAAGGCUGGGAGACCUUCACUGACGCUGUGGUCCAGUGGCUCAGCAACAACCUGGAAGGCCUGGUCUUCAUGCUUUGGGGGGCAUAUGCACAGAAGAAAGGCGCUGCUAUUAACAGGAAGCGCCACCACAUCCUGCAGACUGUGCAUCCUUCUCCCUUGUCCUCUCAUAGGGGAUUUUUUGGAUGCAAGCAUUUCUCAAAGGCCAACGAGCUGCUAAAGAAAUCUGGAAAGUCUCCAGUAGACUGGAAGGAACUUUAAGAUUCUAUUAAUUUUUUCCUACAUGUUUGUUAGUGAACUACAGACGAACACACCCAUAAGCUUUUACAGUUUCCUAUGUGCACAGAUUUCUUUAUUACAGAGUUCCUAUUAGUGGUUUAAGCUUCUAUGUUUUGUGCUAUACACUGAAUAUUUCUUAAAUGCCUUUAUUUCAAACUGUUUAACAUUGUAAAUAUUUGUUUGUUCUUUUUUUAAAAUGGUUUUGUUAAAAUGGUUCUAAUAAAGCAGUUCCAAAAAGUUGUUGUUACAU
Pungitius pungitius (ninespine stickleback) is the source of this 1349-nucleotide messenger RNA. RefSeq names its product uracil DNA glycosylase a (gene unga). The transcript has 6 exons. Gene Ontology annotation, biological process: base-excision repair, AP site formation via deaminated base removal; base-excision repair. The coding region runs from base 176 to 1081 and encodes 301 amino acids. Gene Ontology annotation, cellular component: mitochondrion; nucleus. NCBI's taxonomy places the organism in Eukaryota, Metazoa, Chordata, Actinopteri, Perciformes, Gasterosteidae. The record is from RefSeq and is a predicted model, not a curated record. Gene Ontology annotation, molecular function: uracil DNA N-glycosylase activity.